Molecule: messenger RNA, 1118 nt
Organism: Vombatus ursinus (common wombat)
Lineage: Eukaryota; Metazoa; Chordata; Mammalia; Diprotodontia; Vombatidae
Gene: KLHDC9
Product: kelch domain containing 9
Exons: 4
Coding region: 1-1035 (344 amino acids)
Molecular function (GO): cyclin binding
Source: RefSeq, a predicted model, not a curated record
AUGGCCGCAGCCGGGGGUCCUGCUUGGGCCUGGCGGCCCGUGGCGAGUGAUCCGCUCCUGGCACGGGCAUUCCACUCGUGCACCGUGCUGCGGGACCGGUUCUAUGUGGUCGGGGGCCUGUCGUGCGGGGGCGCGCGCGAGCCCCUCGGGGACGCGGUGACCUUUGACCCGGGGGCGGGCCAGGCCGAGCGCGCGGGCGGCCCCGGGGGGCCCCGGCGCAGCCACCACGACGCGGUGGCCCUGGACGGCCGCUGGCUCUGCGUGGUGGGCGGCUGGGACGGGUCCCGGCGCGUGGCGGCCGUGGCGGCCCUGGAUGCGGAGCUCGGGGCCUGGGAGGCGUGGUCCGCGGCCCUGGGCAGCUGUGCCCCGGCCGGGCUCAGCAGCCACACCUGCACCCGCCUGUCGGACUACGAGCUGCGCGUGGCCGGCCGCGAGGGCGGCACUCGCACCCAGCGCCGCUACGGGAGCGUCUACACCCUGCGCGUGGACCCGUCCGCGCGCACCUACAGCUACUGUGAAGAGGGCGGCCACACGGCCUCGCGCUCGGGCCACUGCGCAGCGCUGCUCCGCACCGGCGGCCCCCACCCCGGCCACCAGCUCCUGCUCUUUGGGGGCUGCAACUCCCCCGAGCCCGAAGUGGUCGGGCGCUGGGGCCCGGGGCAGAUCCAGGAGGAGCCGGUUGUUGCCUCUCGGCUGACAGAACAGGUCUCCAAGUUAGUGAGCGGUGAGCAAGGGUCUCUGGAGGGACCCCGGGGUCUUCGGCACCAUUCCUGCUCCGUGGUGGGGCCCUUUGCUGUGCUGUUUGGUGGAGAAACUCUGACCAGAGCUCGGGACACAGUCUGCAAUGAGCUCUACAUCUAUGAUUCUCGCAAAUCGACCCAUCGAUGGUUCCGAUUCCCAUGUGCAGAUCGAAGCAUGAAACGGGUAGGCCAUCGAACCUGCCUCUGGAAUGACCAGCUCUAUCUAGUUGGGGGCUUUGGUGAGGAUGGCAGGACAGCUAGUCCAGAUGUUUACACACUACAACUAUCUUUCUGAGCCAGGGAAAUCAGCUUCCUCAGUUCACGCAGACACACAAAGCAUUAUGCUACCAGACCUAUGAAGUUAUUCAUUAAAUGCUA